Molecule: messenger RNA, 453 nt
Organism: Dovyalis caffra
Lineage: Eukaryota; Viridiplantae; Streptophyta; Magnoliopsida; Malpighiales; Salicaceae
Source: the annotation of a GenBank genome assembly
AUGCCCCCAAACUAUCCAAGCAGCCUUUCCUCUGCCAGGAAGAAUGCUGGUCUGCUGAGUUCAGGAUCAUCAUUUGGCCCCCGGGAAGCAGAUGGUGUUUCAGAGAGUGAAAAGCAAGAUCCACUCGAUGGUCCACAUGAUCCAAAAAUUUCAUCCGAGAAAAAGGAGAGUUCAAAUUCCAAGUGUUCUGCAUCAGAGACUGAUACAAAACGUGCUAAACAGCAAUUUGCUCAGCGCUCCAGGGUCCGAAAACUUCAGGUGUUGAAUGAAUUGCCAAAAUUGUCUGAUGUCAUAACUAUAUUUUGUACUCCACAGGCAGAAGGAUCUGAAGUUUCAGCUGAGCUCGAAUUUGUCAAUCUGCCAAAUCUUAUUCUAAGCAUGGAGAACAAAGCUCUUAAGCAACGGUUAGAAAAUUUGGCCCAGGAGCAGCUUAUCAAAUACUGUAAGCUCUAA